Molecule: messenger RNA, 744 nt
Organism: Chanos chanos (milkfish)
Lineage: Eukaryota; Metazoa; Chordata; Actinopteri; Gonorynchiformes; Chanidae
Product: cytochrome b ascorbate-dependent protein 3
Exons: 5
Coding region: 1-744 (247 amino acids)
Cellular component (GO): lysosomal membrane
Molecular function (GO): oxidoreductase activity
Source: RefSeq, a predicted model, not a curated record
AUGAGCUCAGCACCACUCUUCUACUUAUCCUAUGUGCUAUGUGUGACCCUUGGGUUUGUCUGUGUGGUGUUUGUGUGCUACUGGAAUGCAAGCUGGAGAGGAGGUUUUGCUUGGGAUGGAUCAGGUUUGCAGUUCAAUUGGCACCCUGUCCUGAUGGUUACUGGUCUGGUGGUGCUUUAUGGCAAUGCUGUGGUCCUUUACCGUAUUCCUCUAACCUGGGGGCAGACCAAGCAGCCCUGGAAGCUACUGCAUGCUCUUGAACUGCUCAUGGCCAUGUUUUUCUCCAUCCUGGGCCUAUGUGCUGUUUUUGAUUUCCACCAUGCUAACAACAUCCCUGACCUCUACUCAUUGCACAGCUGGCUGGGUAUCAGUACAACAGUCCUUUUUACUGUGCAGUGGGUUUUGGGACUAGGAGCCUUUCUAUUCCCCUGCUCCCCUGUGCCAUUCAGAGCACUCUUCAAACCUGUCCAUGUUUGGAUGGGCCACGCCAUUUUCAUCCUCAGUUUGAUUUCCUGUAUCUCCGGUAUCAAUGAAAAACUCAUUCUGACACUAAACGGCAGAAAUGGAAGCAGUGAAGAGGCAUACUCUGCUUUGCCUGCUGAGGCGCUGUUUGCUAACUCACUAGGCAUUCUCAUAAUUGCUUUUGGAUUAGUGGUCCUGAAAAUUCUGUCCAAUCAGAAGUGGCAGAGACCACAGUGCAACCAGGAGGAGUCUGUUACACCACUGCUUCCUGAGAGAUGUUGA